ACUGUAGCGGCCACUCUGACUCACUGAUCCGCGCACAGAACGACAAAAGCCGCCGCUGUGUCUGCGGACAACUCCGAAAUGUAGAGAACUUUGACUCAAACAAGCGAGGGAUUACAACGGGAACCGAAAAAGGAGGUGAAAAGCGGCAUGGACUCAAGACGCAGAAGCGUCGUGAUGGACCAGCUUGUGAGUGAGCUCAGCGGUCUGCUGAAGAUGCUUGAUCGUGAGACGGUCAGUCCAGCCACUGCUGAGAAGAUGGCCUCCAUACGGAACAUUCUGGAUUCACUGCAGCUAUCAGUGAAUGGAUCAGAUGUCUACAUGAACAGCUGUCUCUAUGGAAACGGCACCAGCUUUGUAGAGUCUCUGUUUGAAGAUUUUGAUUGUAAUUUGCACAUGCUCAGUGCGUCACCGGUGGAGCAGAAAGAACAUAAAGAUGAAGAGGAGAAUAAUCAUGUCAAUAAAUCUACACCAACUGAUACCCCCCCUCCUCUGCCAACCACCCCGCUUCCUGAUGACUAUUAUGAAGAAGCUGUUCCUCUAGAUCCUGGAUCCAGUCCGCAGUACUUCACCACCACGGUGAACUCUUCCAGGAACUCUGUGGAGGACGCCUACUAUGAAGACGCCGAUAAGAACUACCCAACCACCAGGAUUAAUGGACCUCCUAAAAAUUCCAACAACGACUCAGAUGCUCUGAGCAGCUCCUAUGAGUCUUACGAGGAGGAGGAGGAGGAGCCUAAGGGGCAGGACUUGUCCCAAAAGUGGACAUCCGAGCAAAACAUGGACGGGCCGGUGAAAGAAUGCCACAUCUGUGCCUUCCUGCUGCGGAAAAAACGCUUCGGCCAGUGGGCUAAACAACUUGUAGUUAUUAGAGACAAUAAACUCCAGUGCUAUAAGAGCAUCAAGGACACGUCUCCCCACACAGAGCUCCCUCUGAAUCUCUGUAACGUCAUAUACGUCCCGAAGGAAGGCAAGAAAAAAAGGCACGAGCUGCGCUUCUCGCUACCUGGAGGUGACGCUCUUGUGCUGGCAGUUCAGAGUAAAGAACAGGCCCAGCGAUGGCUUAAGGUCGUCCAUGAUGUUGGGAUUCAGUUCAACCACUCGGAAGGACCCAAUGGAUCCACGUCUCCAAUCAUACAGAGAAAGCUGGAGCUCGAUAAGAUGCUGCAGUCAGACAAACAGGCAUCAGACUCGGACAGCGGGCCAACAGCAGACAGUCAGUCUACUGGACACAGACCAGGCCGGGACACCACUGACUCACUCAGCAGAGGGAAGCGUGGUGCCUUCUCCGAGCUGACGGGGUCGAUGAGCCGAGCAGCCGGCAAGAAAAUCAAUCGGAUCAUCACCUUUUCCAAAAAGAAGAAUGCUUUGCCGGGAGAGGCUCCCUUAUCUUCAGGCAGUGCUGACAACCCCCGCUGUGGCCAUCUCAGCGUUUGCCUCAGUGGCGCCUGGAAGGAGCGGUGGUGCGUGCUGCGAGGGGGGAACCUGUACCUGCAGAAGGACCCCGCAGAUCAGCGGCCCCCAGUCAUCGUGGUGCCGCUCAAGAGGGCGGAGGUGGUGCCAGGCGGACUCGGACCCAAACAUCCCUUCUCUUUCCGCAUCAUGCAGGGAGGAAAUGAACUGGCAUCUUUAGAGGCCAGCUGCUCUGAAGAUCUUGGCCGCUGGUUGGGUAUUCUCUUCGCAGAGACGGGCAGCCCUGCUCUUCCUGUUGAGUUACACUACGACUACAUUGAUGUGGACACGCUCACAGAUAUCCGGCACGCUGCCAGACAGUCUUUCUUGUGGGCAACAACCACAUGCAUAGACUCCAGAACUUACGACGAAGUUUAUGAAAGUAUUGAGGAUGAGGAUGCUGAAGGCAAAUCGAGCCAAGUGAGACGUCACGCAUCCUUCUCCAGCCGGGACUCCGAGAGGACUGAGCAGCAGGCUACCAUUAAGAGACACACCUCCAAUGUCGUUCAGUAUGGACGCUAUGGAAAGACGCGCGCAGAAGAGGAUGCUAAACGAUACCUGAGACAAAAAGAAGAGCUAGAGAAGCAAAAACAGGAGCUCCGAAACACACUGAUCUCCCUCCGCAAGGAGAAAAAGGUGUUGAAGGAGGAGGUGAAGAGUGGACCAGGUCACGAUGCAGAAAAGCGGUUAGCUCAGCUGGAGACUCUGUGCAAAGAUAAAGAGGAGGAGAGGGUGGAGCUGGAGCUCAGACUGACCGAAGUCAAAGAAAACCUGAAGAAAUCUCUGGCAAGAGGAGCGCUGGCUCCUCCGAAUAAUAAAGAUAAUUGCCCAAAGGCGUCGGGAAACAACAAGGAAAAAGUUUACAGUGAAUCUGUGCCUGUUAACGCUGCGUCUGAGCUCCGCAAACGCCCGCCAUCUUUUUACGCCUCCUCUAAGGGGAGUGUCAUGCAGAAGGCAAAGGAGUGGGAGUCGAAGAAGGGGACCUAAACUGAACAGACUGUCAGAAAAGAAAGAACAAAGAACAGCGAGAGGAUGUGAACACGAAAGGCCAAGAAAAACCAUACAGACACUAAAGAGAAAAAGAAAGGACGAUAAAAAAAAGGUUUUAAGAAAGCAUCCCAGCACUGUAAAUAUGACAGUGAUUUUCCAUUUCAGUAUUGAAGUAAACCACUAUAAAGAAAAAACAUUUUAUGUGUGUUUACAGUUUACAGUAAAGUCCUGCAAAGAUGCUUACAAAAACUCAAGAGUUACAGGAAUAUUCCAACCUUUAUCUUUACACAAAACUUAAAACGUUAAAGUUUUUUUUCCUCCAAAGAUUAAAAUGCUUUAUAUCUAAAAUGAUCAUUUUUGAACCAAAAGUGUCUCAAAUUUGAGUUGUUCUAAAACAUGUUUAUUGUGUCAAUGUGAAGUGGUUGGUUUAAACCAUCAUUUGGGUAUUUUUACUUAUUUAACUUUUGCACUUUAUCUUUUUUGUAUUUUUUGAUUGUAUAAAUGUUAUGAAGAUUAUUUAUUCUCCCUAGAAAACCUUCUGUCAUCUGAGUUUUCUUACUUGUUACUGCAAUUAGAACAUAAAAGGGGGAGUAAAUAAAUUAUCACUAUUUUAAGAA
Messenger RNA from Oryzias latipes (Japanese medaka), 3056 nucleotides. RefSeq names its product actin filament associated protein 1-like 1b (gene afap1l1b). Gene Ontology annotation, molecular function: SH3 domain binding. The record is from RefSeq and is a predicted model, not a curated record. NCBI's taxonomy places the organism in Eukaryota, Metazoa, Chordata, Actinopteri, Beloniformes, Adrianichthyidae. Gene Ontology annotation, cellular component: cytosol.